UGGGCAGGUAAACAGGAAACGUUCCUCCUUCCUCGGUUUAAAUGUUGGAGCUUGUGUGCCCAAGCUACUAAUCCGCUAGAAGUGUGUGAACGUUUAAAUUAACUAUUCUAUUGAAAAUGGUGAAGCACGAGUCGUAACAGGAGUUUUUUUACAUCACCAUUGGAGACGAGAUGCCUCAUCAAAUUGAUGCUAAAGUAGCUAGCUAACUGCUACUGUAAUGGUAAACAAACCAACAAUGGCUACAAAUCCAAAAGGGAAACCAACUAAAAGCUCAUUUGGUGAUGGAGAUAUCCUCGAAAGCUCAUUUGAUGGUGGCAAACUCCCACCAAGAAGAAAGUCAGGACGUGGUGGAUUACGAAAUAGCACAUCUGACAUUGAAAACAUCUUCAGUAUUCUAGACGAUGUAAAUUUGGAUGAAGACAUUGAGGGCCCAGAAAUGAAUGCUGCAUCAAAGAAAACUUCUCAUUCAACUUCUGCAGAAACAAAAAAACUAUCUGAUAAUAAAAAGUCCUUGCCAGAACCAGAUAUACUAGCGAGUGAUAUGAAACCAAGGGAAGCAGAUGAAAUUUCCACAGGAGGGACGAAGAUAGAUGCAUCUUCAGCACGUAACAAGAAGUUCAGCUUCCUUGACCUCGAUGACCAGGAUGAUAUAGAUGACCUGUUGGAUAGUUUAUCGCAAACCACAAAAAAGACGCCAUCCAAAUCCAAUUCACUGCCAACCAAACCUGAAAAAUCGACACCUCCACAUUCUGCAUCUCUCGGCCAAAAAAGAGAAACAACCAGUGCAGCAAAGAAACUAAAUGAACUCGUGUUUGAUGACGAGAAAGAUGAUUUAAUUGACGAACUUGGCCUGGAUUAUGAAAUUCCCAAGAAAAAAGAAAAUGUGCUUUUUACCAACAGGGAAAGUGACCAACCACAGAGAGCUCGCACCAGACUCGAUGAGAUUUUAGAGAACUGUAAUUCUCAACGUCCAGAAUGGCCACCACCAGGCGGGAAGAAGGACCAGUCUUCAUCUCGGGAGAAAAACUACAAAGAGGUCCUUUUAGAUGAUGACCUCACAUUUGGGUCAUAUCAGCCCACAGUGGGAGACAACGCUUCAGGGCCACAGUCCCGUCGGCAGUCUAUCAGAUUCCCCACGGAGGAGGUCAGUGCUUCUUCCCCGGAAAAAAAGCCCCCUAUUCCCCCAACCUCCACUCGAGCCCGCAACCCAGCUGACUGGCUCUGUCUCAGUCCAAACGAUGAAGACAAUGUUAAAGAGAAGAAGACCUCCACAGAAUCUCCAAAAUCUCCUCCUUCUCCUUUAUUGGAGAGAAAGCACUCACUGUCUGGAGAGCAGAAUCCAAAAAUAGAAGUGAAUGCCUCAGUUUUGACUGACAGCAAAGCAGGAAAGCCCGAGGUGAUCAAAAACCAGAAGAAAGUGGAUGAAGAUGAUGACUGGUUAGUAGGAGCUCUGAGCAGGAAGAAGUCUUUCUCUGGAUCAAACUUUGAUGCCAAAAUCUUAACUCAGGAGCAAAAUUUAGGCCUUGGAGAAGAAGUGGAUCUGGAGUCACUUGUUAGUAAGGAAGCCACCUCACAAGGUCGGAGAGGCAGAAAUAACACCCCUGGGAAACAAUUGUCAUCCUCCAUGGAUCCUGGAAUUCCUGUCAACUCUUCACUUGGACAACCAAGCCUUGCUGCACAACAUGCCCCUGAAAAAGAAGAGAAGACCAAGGAAGUGCUCCCGCAGCCAGACCUUAAGACAAACUCAUCAGCUGCUCUCCAGCAACAGGUGCCAUUUUCCACCGACAGCCUGCAGCAACUCUUACUACAACAACAGAUGAUGCAGUCACAGUUAUUGGGGCGUCGGGGUGUUUUGGAUGCUGGGGCAGUGCAAAAAGUCGACGAGCACAAACAUGGUGAUGGAGAGGAUUUACAAGCACGCAUCAUACAGCUGGAGGCACAGGCGAAGAUGCUGCAACUGGAGCGAGACCACAGCCAGAUGUUGCUAGAAAGUAUCCAGCAGCGACAUAAACAGGACAUGGAACUCAUGGAAAACGCACACAAGACUCGCGUCAAGCUUCUCGAGGAAUCUGCAAUUCAGAGGGAGAUGCGGAUGCGGAAGGAGAGCGAAGAUCUCAUCGAACGCAUGGCUGCGCUAACACAAACGUCUGAGAAGGAGCGCUCAGAGCUGCAGGCUCACUACCAAAGAAAACUGGCCCAGUUCCAGCAAGACCAAGAUCGUGACAUAGAGAGACUCCGGGAUUUGCAAAGAAAAUCCAUCACGGAGAUGAAGAAAGACCACGAAGACCAUAUUAACAGACUGAAAAGGCUGAAAGAAGAAGAGGUUGACGCAGUAACAAGUGCAACAUCUGAGACCAGGUCUCUAACGCUCGUAAUAGAGAAGAUGGAACAGUUUUCUUUUCGGCUUGGAGAUCUCUCCAGUUUGGUCGAGAGCAGACAUGAACACACAACCCAUGGUUUGGAGCAGGGGGCGCGGCACAGAGACGAGCAGCUCCGAAGUAUGUGCCGCACACCCACACGGAUCGACAUUCACAAGUGGACAAGGUCGAUUCAUCCUCCAAUGUUUCCCUCAGUCAUGCAGGAUCGUUUGGCUCAGCAAGAGAAAAUAAUGACGGAGGAAAAAGCUUACCUGAAGGAAAUCAUCUCGAGGAUGGACACUCAGAUUAAUGAACAACAGAGACAAAUUGAGAAGGAUCGCUGGAAGAUGACAGGAGAGCAAGCCAAGGUAGAGUCCUCCCUGAAAAGCCUGGAAGAAGAACGACGUGCCCUGACCAUGCAGAUGACCAUGGAGAGAGAAGAGCUGGAAAGAGCUAAGCAUGCGUUAUUGGAGGAGCAGAAGGCAGUGAUGCAGCAUUGCGCAGAGGAGAGAAGAAAGCUGGCAGCCGAGUGGAACGUCUUUCACGCUCAGGAAAAGCAGCGUCGAGAAAAGGCCGAACAGGACGUCAGCACUUUACUGGAGAGAAGAGAGGGCUCCAUUAUGAGUCUUGCGCAGGACCAAGCUGAUUUGAAGCUUCGCGGCGGAGAGCUGAAACUAAAAGAGACGGCUGUGGCACAGGAGAGAGAGGUUUUGGAAAAACUGAAAGGAGAACUAGAGCAAGAAAAGGAGAGGAUAAGCACCACGGCCCUUAGGCUCAAAAUCCGAGCGCAGGAAGUUGAUGCCUUCAGCAAGCUGGCAGCAGAAAAGUAUGAAGAAGGAGAGCAAGCAUUGCGGGAAGCCAAACGUGUGGAGUCUGAACACCAGGCAAGGCUGAGAACCAUUCAUUCCCAGAUUGAGAGACUGAGGCAGCUCGAACAACGUGCUCUUCAGGAGCGAAUAAGGAUCAACCCUCAGGAAACAACGGAGAAGUCUAAAUCAGACCCUCCGAGUGGCUCUUUGACACAAACCACUCCCACUCUACCAGAUCUGGGUUCUGCAAUGCCGGAGUCAACGUUAACUACCAAUCAGAUUGUACCCAAUUCUCAAUCUGUGGCACUCCAGGCAAAUUUGGCUAUAUGGAAGUACAAUGCACGAAAGGAGCAUGACUACCUCCAAGAGCAGCAAAUCUUCCUUGAAAACUUGAAGAAAAAGUCAAACAGACUGAAGUCAUAGUGGGCUACAGCAUUAUAAUUCAGGAUUGCUUUACAUUUGUAUUUUUAUAGAUUUACAAAUAAAUCAAAUAGAAAUGUU
Molecule: messenger RNA, 3667 nt
Organism: Syngnathus typhle (broad-nosed pipefish)
Lineage: Eukaryota; Metazoa; Chordata; Actinopteri; Syngnathiformes; Syngnathidae
Product: fas-binding factor 1 homolog
Exons: 28
Coding region: 218-3589 (1123 amino acids)
Biological process (GO): establishment of epithelial cell polarity; cilium assembly
Cellular component (GO): ciliary transition fiber; ciliary basal body; centriole
Source: RefSeq, a predicted model, not a curated record